This is a messenger RNA of Impatiens glandulifera, 1024 nucleotides long. RefSeq lists its product as uncharacterized. The transcript has a single exon. The record is from RefSeq and is a predicted model, not a curated record. Lineage: Eukaryota; Viridiplantae; Streptophyta; Magnoliopsida; Ericales; Balsaminaceae. Bases 103 to 882 code for a protein of 259 amino acids.
UAGAAAGAAAUAAAGGAAGAAGAAGGUCGGGAAGAAGACGAUGAUGAAUUAGGUCAAAUUCUGAGAAGAAGAAGUGUUCUCGUUUAAUCAAAAAUUGGAUCAAUGAAGUGUAAGAAGCACUUGAACACGGAUCUCAGUAGCACAAUCGGAGUUUGCGCCACUUGUCUCCGCGAACGCCUCUUAUCUCUCCAAGCCGCACAAUCGGAUCGUCGAGAUUCCGAUCCACAACCUAAUUACAAUUCUCGCAGGAAAUCUCAAUGUAUUUCAGUUUCAGAUCCUGGAUUCUGCAAUACUAGUCAUCAACCAGGCCGUGAUUGCGAGAAGAAGAAGAAGAAGUUUUCUCUCUUUGCGAGUUUCUUCAAACCUAAAUCAUCCACAAAGGAAGCUCAAGAUACGACGACGAUUGCAUCCACAUCUUCAUUAUCAUCUCCGUUCUGGUUCUCCAACAAGCUAUCAUCCAACCACAACAAGAAACAAUCGCGGUUAUUCUCCGUCGAAGAGUCGAUCUCUCAAUGUAAUUUUAAAACGACGACGGUUCGUAUUCGUCAGAAUCGCGGAAUGUCUCCGGCGAGAGUCUCAGACGUCGACGACGAUGAUAUUACAAACGGUUUCAGCCAUAGAACACCUGAAUCCUCGAAACAGACUCCGUCCAGAGCCUGCAGACGUGGCGGAGGACAGUCCGGAUUUUCAUUCUGCUUGAGUCCUUUGGUCAGGGCGAGUCCUAAUCGGGCGAGAAAUCAGAAAGGAGUGUUACCGGAAGUUAGCUUCUCCGGCGACAUCAGAACCACCUCCGGCAAGCCGCCGUUAUCCAUGGCGACCAAGUAUUGUGCGAACAGGUCUCGUAAGAUAGCGGAUUUUGGAAGAUUCAAUCACAACCAUUGAUCAUUAACCGUCAAAGCUUUAAGGCGUUUAUCCAUCUGAAAGUACAACUUUACCCUUGUUAUUUUUGUCUUUUCUUAUCCUUUCUUAUUAGCUUAGACAUAUAUAAUUUUGGAUAUUAAUGGAAUUACAUAGCUUUUAUUGA